Molecule: messenger RNA, 2414 nt
Organism: Cercocebus atys (sooty mangabey)
Lineage: Eukaryota; Metazoa; Chordata; Mammalia; Primates; Cercopithecidae
Gene: HAUS5
Product: HAUS augmin-like complex, subunit 5
Exons: 19
Coding region: 299-2233 (644 amino acids)
Biological process (GO): centrosome cycle; spindle assembly
Cellular component (GO): HAUS complex; centrosome
Source: RefSeq, a predicted model, not a curated record
GGGAAGCAUCAAGGACUGUUUUGCCUCUUUCGGGUUAGCUGGUAGUGAGCGAGAGAACGAGGGAAGGCGGGCGGGGCCGCCGUAUCUCCACGCCCUUUUCAUUUCCACUCAAGGAGACCCACCUGGGAAGAGUGAGCGCUGCAAGACCCAACCUUACCACGCUAAGAUUACUACGCAGCGCCGCAGCCCGCUGUCUGCCCGGCAACCGAUGACGUCCUGUUGGCGCGUCCGUGACGUCAGAGGCGGGCGCCACACUUGAAGAGGCUGAGGGAGGCGGUGGCGCAGCUGUGUCGCUGUCAUGGAGCUAGCGCGGGAAGCGCGGGAACUGAGUUGCUGGGCGGCCGAAGAGAUGGGGGUGCCCGUGGCGGCCCGAGCCCGGGAAUCGACACUGCGCAGGCUGUGUCUGGGCCAGGGGGCUGACAUCUGGGCCUACAUCUUGCAACAUGUGCACAGUCAGAGGACUGUCAAGAAGAUCCGAGGAAACCUACUCUGGUAUGGCCACCAGGACAGUCCACAGGUCCGUCGGAAGUUAGAGCUGGAAGCUACUGUGACCCGCCUGCGGGCAGAAAUCCAGGAGCUCGACCAGAGCCUGGAACUGAUGGAGCGAGACACUGAGGCUCAGGACACAGCCAUGGAGCAGGCACUUCAGCACACUCAAGACACCCAGCGUCGAGCUCUCCUCCUCCGGGCCCAAGCUGGGGCCAUGCGAAGACAGCAGCAUAGGCUCCGAGAUCCCAUGCAGCGGCUGCAGAAUCAACUGAGGCGCCUGCAGGACAUGGAGAGGGACCCCAGCCCCAGCUGCACUUCUCCCUCCAGGAAAGCCAAAGUAGAUGUGACCUUUGGAUCCCUCACAUCGGCAGCUCUGGGCCUGGAGCCUGUGGUCCUGCGUGAUGUUCGAACAGCCUGCACCCUCCGGGCCCAGUUCCUGCAGAACCUCCUGCUUCCCCAGGCCAAGAGAGGCAGCCUCCUAACCCCUCAUGAAGACCACUUUGGCACUUCCUACCAGCAGUGGCUGAGCUCUGCGGAGACGCUGCUGACAAACCACCCCCCGGGCCACAUCCUGGCUGCCCUGGAGCACCUGGCUGCAGAGCGGGAGGCAGAGAUUCGGUCCCUGUGCAGUGGGGAUGGGCUUGGCGAUACAGAGAUAUCCAGACCCCAGGCCCCGGACCAGUCAGACUCCAGCCAGACCCUGCCGUCCAUGGUUCAUCUCAUCCAGGAGGGCUGGCGGACUGUGGGUGUGCUGGUCUCCCAGCGGAGUGCCCUCCUGAAGGAGCGGCAAGUCCUGACCCAGCGCCUCCAGGGCCUGAUGGAAGAGAUGGAGAGACGCGUCCUGGGAUCCAGUGAGAGGCAGGUGCUGAUACUGGGGCUUCGGGGCUGUGGCCUGUGGGCGGAGCUCAAGGUCCUGCGUGCUCAGAGCCAGGAGCUGGAGGAUGCAGCCGGGCAUCGGCAGCUCCUGCUGAGGGAGCUACAGGCCAAACAGCAGCGGAUCCUGCACUGGCGCCAGCUGGUGGAGGAGACCCAGGAACAGAUCCGCCUGCUUAUCAAGGGAAACUCAGCCAGCAAGACCCGCCUGUGCCGGAGCCCAGGGGAGGUGGUAGCUCUGGUCCAGCGAAAGGUGGUCCCUACAUCUGAGGCAGUGGCACCGCAGAGCCGGGAGCUGCUGCGCUGUCUGGAGGAGGAAGUCCGGCAUUUGCCUCACAUUCUGUUGGGCCCGCUGCUGCGGCACAGCCCUGGAGAGUUGAAGCCCCUGCCCACAGUCCUCCCAUCCAUCCACCAGCUGCACCCCGCAUCCCCAAGGGGCUCCAGCUUCAUAGCACUGAGCCACAAGCUGGGGCUGCCCCCAGGGAAGGCCUCGGAGCUGCUCCUGCCGGCAGCUGCCUCUCUUCGCCAGGACCUUCUGUUCCUGCAGGACCAGCAGAACCUCUGGUGCUGGGAUCUGCUCCACAUGAAGACUAGCCUGCCGCCGGGCCCUCCCACCCAGGAGCUGCUGCAGAUCCAGGCAUCCCAGGAAAAACAGCAGAAAGAGAACCUGGGGCAGGCUCUGAAGAGGCUGGAGAAGCUGCUGAAACAGGCGCUGGAGCGAAUCCCUGAGCUGCAGGGGAUCGUGGGGGACUGGUGGGAGCAGCCAGGCCAGGCCGCCCUCUCUGAGGAGCUCUGCCAGGGCCUGUCCCUGCCCCAGUGGCGGCUGCGCUGGGUUCAGGCCCAGGGGGCCCUGCAGAAGCUGUGCAGCUGAAGAGAGUGUUCAAACAGAAGCCGAGAACUUGACACUGUUCACCCCAACACCUCACCUCCCCCAGGACAUUUGGAAGAAAGCAGCGCCAGGAUUCCUCGGCCGUCGUCCCCACCCGCACCUGCAGUCCCCUCACGUGCUGUUCUGUUGCCCCGCUCAGCUCCCUGGCCCCUGUCCUUUCAUC